Messenger RNA from Pelodiscus sinensis (Chinese soft-shelled turtle), 1022 nucleotides. RefSeq names its product ninjurin 2 (gene NINJ2). Gene Ontology annotation, biological process: cell adhesion; tissue regeneration. Gene Ontology annotation, cellular component: membrane. The record is from RefSeq and is a predicted model, not a curated record. NCBI's taxonomy places the organism in Eukaryota, Metazoa, Chordata, Testudines, Trionychidae.
GUGCAGUCUGCAGAGAGCUGAGGAAGAGACCUAAGGGCAAAAGGAUGGCAUCAGACGGGGAAAUCAUCAACUUUCAAACAGGGAAUCCUGGACCAAGGAGGGACAAUACAAUCAAUAUCAACCACUAUGCAACAAAGAAGAGCGUGGCCGAAAGCAUGUUGGAUGUGGCGCUGUUCAUGGCCAAUGUCACACAACUCAAAGCAGUGCUGGAGCAGGGGGUUUCAUUCCAGUAUUAUGCCACCCUGAUAUCGCUCAUCAGCAUCUCACUCUUUUUCCAGGUGGUGAUUGGAAUUUUUCUUAUAAUCCUCGCUCGGCUGAACCUGAAUGACGUUUCAAAGCAGCAGCGCCUGAACAUGCUCAAUAAUGCUGCCACGGCUCUGAUCUUCAUCACCGUUAUCCUCAACAUCUUCAUCACCGCCUUUGGUGUGCAGAAGACUGGUCUCUACCCUACCAGGAAUACCAGGAGGCCGUACUGAGUCCUGGAGAGCAAGGGAAUCAGGCUGUGUGUGUGGCACCAGCUUUAGGGUCCCUUCCUUCAAUUUUUUACUGACCUCAGCAGAAUCCUAUCAGCUGAAUGGAGAGAAAGAACUCCUGAAUUAAUCUUCGACAAUUGUGUGCAAAGUAUUUUAUGCAGGUUGAUUAUAUAAAGCAUGUGUGUUUUGCAGGAAUGAAAUUUCCAUUGAUUUUUCAAAGGUAAUGCAAAUUGUGCAGUGAUUUCUAACAAACUUCACAAAAAGUUGCAAAAAGGCAUUUUCCAAACUUGCUCCUGUGCAUAGGUAAAGCACCUAUUCCUGAUUUUAAUUGUCUGCUUCUCAUAUUCAAUAUUAACUAAUUUUCUACGGGGUUUUAUGAGUUUUAUGCUCAAUUAUAUUUAUUUUGUGAGCAAACGUAAUCAUACUAUGUCCAGAUAUUUUGUAACUGGCAAUAUUUAAAAGUAACACUAUUGAAGAGUUUAUGUCUCAAAUAUAGAUUGGUGGAUUGUUUUAGUGGGAGUAAUAUGAAUAAAAGUGUUUUCAAGAUUG